This is a messenger RNA of Iphiclides podalirius (scarce swallowtail), 918 nucleotides long. Lineage: Eukaryota; Metazoa; Arthropoda; Insecta; Lepidoptera; Papilionidae. The record is from the annotation of a GenBank genome assembly.
AUGGCGCGUGUAAUGGUUAUUUUAAUUGGGUUUCUAACAAUUCACAAUUUCCUUUGUGCACCAAGCGAAGCUCAUGAUAAAUUGGGUAAGGAGAAGCGGGAAUUAGAAAACGACGAACCAAAAUUGAACGAUCAGCCGUACUCGUUAUUUGAGAGCGAUGACACUCGACACGAUAAGAAAGUGCAAGGACCAAGACAAAAGCGUUGGUACGACAACAUUCCUUACAACUACCCGCCACCAUUCUACAGACCGUACGAUACGAGUUCAGAAUUAGAAAGUAGUCUGUUGUACAUUCGGUCAAGUCUGGAAGACAUAUUGAGAACGGCAAAGUCGACCCCUCCACCACCGCCGCCUAGUUUUUACCCAGUGUUUGUGCCCAUCUAUAUACCUCAGGUGGCAUGCGGUUGCAAUCCAAAUAAUAACGAAGAACCGACUACUAAAGCGCCCGAACAGCCCGCUGUUACGGAAGCCCCAAAAAACGAAACCGUACCCGGUUUACAUGAUCGAUUCCCUGAGAUGGAAGACGAUCGUCAGAAUUGGGGGUUGUUGAUCAACAAUACAGUGUCUGACUAUGAUGACGACGACGACGGCAGCAGACCAAUCUCACUUGGCACAAUCGCGGUAAACGACAAUAACGGAGUACCCGCCCCGUCAGUCGAUCACGGAAGCGUGCAGGCCGAUAUAAACAAUCUGGCAACGCAAGAGCUAACAUCACUCAGUCCGCCAAGAGUUCUUCCAUCUACAGUCGACCCGUUGAAGCGUAUUUGCGAUGACGCUGUUCUGAGCUGUUGCCUGGGACCCGAAAAGAGCUUCAGAUGUAUCCAGUCGCGAGGCUGUCAAGACAAAGAUUUAAGGGACACUCCUUGCGACCCACAACGCAUACUUGCUACCAUCACCAGGCUUCAAAGUUAUUAUAGU